CCAUUUUUUACAAACCUCCCCCCGAGCUCGAGCUUAUUGGUGCUUCUGCCUUUGUGUCAUCGAAACACCAUCCGACAGUCUCCCAUUCUACAUAUCCAUCUCUCUCCUCCCCCGCAUCUCAUCCACUCCCCGCAUUUGCUGUUUCCGUCCAUAAUACAUUGCGGCACUAUGGCAUCACAAGCUCCGCCGUCGAUUCCACCCCGUCCCGCACGGGUUUCCGUGCCUGCUGCUGGCUCGUCGACGAAUACACCCGCCAUCCCGCCUCGCCCCGUACGUCCGGCGGCAGCGGCAGCCACAGCCGCCGCAGCUGGCUUGCCGACAGAAGCUUCCGAGAAUGGCCUUCCGUCGCCGUCGCCGUCGCCUGGUCCGACGGAACCGGAGCCUAAAACGAUAGGCUCCUCUACCGAGCUCUACGCUCCCGUCGCCGUCCAGCACCGUCCCGCACCGGUCCCCAAGACCGACAGUGAACGCAAUGCUGCUACAAUCACCGCCUCCGCCACGCCCAUCUCUUCCUCAAAAACCCCCUCCGAGCUCGAGGGAAUCCCUCAGAUCGGUCGUAGGGUCCCCAUGUACCCCAACGCCGGAGACGUCCAGGCUCCCACCCCUAGCGCUACGCCGAGCGGUGGAAAGAAGAAGCAUGUCUAUCGCGAGGAAUGGGAGAUGGAUGAGGGUGCCUACGGUUCUAAGAGGAGAGAAACGCCGUACAGCAUGAGCUCUGUGGAUCUCAAUGCGACAGUGGCUCACUCCUCAUCCCCGGGUGUUGGUGUGGUCGAAUCGGAGCAUGGAGUGCCCGACGAGGAGCUUGCCUAUCUCGCCAGUGACCACUACGCCAAAGUUCUUUCCCGGUCGCAGUCCCGAGUGCAGUCCCGAUCGCAGUCCCCGGUUCACACGCGGGAUUCGGCACGGGUUCCAUCGGCGGACGUCAUGGACCAUGGGCACACAACCGAUGACGAAGGCAACGUCAUCCAUGUCGAGGAUCCCGCCCAUGGCCCUGGCUACCUCCGUCGCGGCAACUCCGAGGCGGUUUCCCGCGCCCAGUCCCACCACGAAGAUGAGGACGAGGAACGCGACCACUACUCGAUCCUGGCUGAGGAUGAAGUCCUCAAGAGACAGGAUGGCCAGUACAUGCAGGCCGCUGUCUACACCCCUAGCUACACCCCCAGACACCCCCGGAGUAGGCCUGCCAGUUCGAUGGGUCAUGGCGACGUCGAAGGUGCUACUCUCGAGCUCAACACCAGGUAUAGGAGUGGCCUCGAGUCGAGGGAUUCCAUGCGUACGCCUUACGAGGAGCUCUCCCCCGCCGACGAGAAUGCUAAGCCGCUCUUCCCCGAUUCGGAUGAAGAGGCGGAGGAGGCCCUCAAGAGCCAGCUCGUCGAGAAGUUGAAGCGUCCCGGUAUGAGCGAACAGCGUUUCCCUUCCCGCGACGUCUGGGAGGAGGCGCCGGAACACGCACAGCUCGAGGCUACCGUUCAGAGCCCUCCUCCGGGAGAUGCGGAGCCGGUUGAGGACUUCGAUCAAGAGGAGAUGGCCCGCAGAAAGAGCUCAGAACCGAAACAGCAGUACGUCCGUGGUCAGCCCCACGAGCACUACGAGCCUGGAGACGAGCAGGAGUAUGAACGCAAGGAAAAGGAGGCCGCAAGGAAGGAUACCGAUUACCGUCUGGACCUGAAAGACCUGCCCGAGGAUGAGAGGCUCCGCCGUCUGCACAAGCACGUCGGCCAAGAAGACACGGCGCCCGAGAACUCGAGCAACAGGAGACGUGUGGAGAGGAAAAAGUUCCCCAGCAACGACAUCUGGGAAGACGUCCCUCCAUCGCUCGACCUCCAGGAGGAGAUCGAGCCCAGCCCGAUUCCGGACAAGGAGAGAGCCACCACGGGAAACAUCAGUGCUGUGGUAUCCGAUCCAUCAAACUCCGCCGCUCGUCCUACCACCAGCGCACCCAUCGAAGGCUCCGCCACUUCCACCAAGCCCAUCGUUCCCUCGAGACCCUCGGUGCCUGCCCGUCCCCAUCGCGAGAAGCGGCUCCCAGCCACAAUCCACGAGCAGCCCGAGCCCCCCGCGACCCAUUCCCCGACCGAAAAGAAGGCACCGCCGGGUAUCCCCGACAGGCCCAAGCCCAGCAUCCCCGCCCGUCCCAUCGGCAAGCUCACCGGCUUUGUCCGAGCCCAACCCGACGAAGCCCCCGAGCCAAAACCGAAGCCCCCGGUUCCUCCGCGCACCGGUGGGAAGAUCGCUGCGCUGAAGGCCGGCCUGGGCGAUCUGGAGUCGCGUCUUAAGCUCGGACCAGGCGCGCCGCCGAAGAAGGAGAAGAAGGAGGAUGAGGAGCCCCCUAAGGAAGAGCCCCUCACCGAUGUGAGGAAGUCGAGAGCUCGGGGACCGAGGGGAAGGAAGUUGCCCACCAAGGAGGAGAAGCCGGUUGUCGAUGAGCCGGCGGCAAAGGGUUGUGAGUUUGUGGGUGUUUGGACCGUUUUCACGCUGGAUCAGGAGUUGGACGCGGUGAUUGUUAAUCCCGUCUCGGAGGAGAAGGAGAAGGUGACGGAGAAGAUGGAGGAGAAGGAGAUAGAAGCUCCGGUCUCUGAAGCCGAUGCUCCCGCUGUGGAAAUGGACGACGAUCAUACACCUGCUACUGAAUCCGAGCCUGUCGAGAAGGAGGACAAGAAGGAGGACAAGAAUGAGGAGGAGAAGGUUGUUGCUCCUGCUGUUACAACCACUACUACCCUUCCCGGCGUCACCGGAACCGGAGAGCAAACCAUCGCAGAAGUGGAGCAUGCGUCUGGGUCGGCCAAAGAAGAAGAAGAAGCCGACAAGCCCACCGCUGCCUCGGAGGGAAACCCCACUCUGAUCCCUACCGGCGAGCACUCCGAGGACGCGGCCGCGCAGAGCAUGGCCGAGGUGGAACCCAAAGAGCCUACUCCUACCGAGCCUGAGCCCGUUCCCAAGAAGGAUACGCAGCUCGAUCCCGAGGCCGCUGCUGAAGAGGGUGUGGCCGAGAGGGUGGUUAAGGAGGGAUAGCCGGGUUUCUUGUCUUGAGCACUUGUGGGCUUUUACAAUUACGGAGUUUAGUUUUCUGUUCUACCCACCUAUUCGUUCUGUUGUGUUGAAGAUGCAAGUUCUCUCUCUCUGUGAGCCCUGUCUCAGUGCUGGGUGGCUGAUUUGUUGCACGCGUUGUUACCACUUUCGUUCGCUUUGUUUUCUGAACUGUACUGUCGUUCUCUGCUGUCGUGUGUGAAGCUUGCUUGCUGGCACUUGGGACUUGUGGGUGGAUGUUGAUGAUGGCGAUAGCUAUGGUCACGGAUAGCUACCUACCUACUUAGGUUCAUACAGUUGAGACGAUCGCCCAUACUUACUGCGGCGGCUGUGUACGUGAAGUAA
Molecule: messenger RNA, 3372 nt
Organism: Tricharina praecox
Lineage: Eukaryota; Fungi; Ascomycota; Pezizomycetes; Pezizales; Pyronemataceae
Exons: 2
Coding region: 169-3012 (947 amino acids)
Source: RefSeq, a predicted model, not a curated record